Polypterus senegalus (gray bichir) is the source of this 1466-nucleotide messenger RNA. RefSeq names its product battenin-like. The record is from RefSeq and is a predicted model, not a curated record. NCBI's taxonomy places the organism in Eukaryota, Metazoa, Chordata, Cladistia, Polypteriformes, Polypteridae. Gene Ontology annotation, biological process: lysosome organization; regulation of intracellular pH. The transcript has 7 exons. The coding region runs from base 145 to 813 and encodes 222 amino acids. Gene Ontology annotation, cellular component: membrane; lysosome.
UUCACAUGGGCACCGCCUCCCUUUACCGCCAUAAACAAGGAAGUGAGCUGUCAGCUGCGGCGGAGUGAUCAUUAUUAGCUGCACGAGCACGGGUUCAAGGAGGUGUGCGCUCGUCGGCUUGCACCGCAUCACUCGCCAUCCGCAAUGGACACUGACUCAGAUCAUGAAGGUGAUCUCCACCGUGUGCCUAUCCAGGAGCCUUCAGAGCGGGUGACCAAGUGGAGGAACUUGACUGGCUUUUGGAUUCUCGGUCUGUGUAACAACUUCGCCUACGUCAUCAUGCUGAGCGCCGCACACGACAUCCUGAGCAAGCAGGAGGCAGGCAGCAACAGCACUCGUCCUGUAAGCAGUUGGCUUCUCUGUGGCCCGUUCCUCCAGCCCCUCCAGACACCGGCCCCCAUCCCCACGCAGAAUUCCAGCAACAGCAGCCGGUACGACUGCAACAGCCUGUCCACAGCGGCGGUGCUGCUGGCCGACAUUCUCCCUACGCUGCUGAUCAAGUUGACGGCCCCCUUUUACAUCCACCUCAUUCCAUACGGUUUCCGGGUGCUGAUAUGCAUCUUCACGGCCGCCGCCAGCUUUCUCAUCGUUUCUUUUUCCACGGGCGUAUGGAUGAGCCUGUUCGGUAAGUCUGUCACAAAGCUGAAAAGACCAAGGGAGAGGACGGUGGUCCCACUAGCAUUGUGUUCUUCUGUUAUUUCAGGUGUGGUGUUUGCCAGCAUCUCCUCUGGCUUGGGUGAACUGUCAUUUCUGAGCCUCACCGCCUUCUUCCAAAGGUUGGUGCCCUUCCUCCUCCUGCUGGCCACUAAGUGAAUGAAACGGUUCAAUCAGAGCCCUGCAGUCCCUCCAUUUUAUUGGAUGGAAAAGAUUUCAUUAACACUAGAUCCCACCCCCAGAGCUUAUACUGUCAGGUCCCAAUAAGGAAACAUGGGUGACGUGUAGCGGGACACAAAGCGCAGUUAGUGUUUGGGUAUUACGUAUGGUGAGGGACGUCAAGGAGAUGCGAUUCUUCUUUCUGCUCAGGAAUUCACUCAGGGUGACGCCUCCUCUCUUAAGCCCCAUUCAGACGGGAUUAUUGUUUGGAGUGGUGCGGGUGGGCACCGGAACCCUGCGCCAGCAUUUCCUCAUCUCCCUACUUAAUUUAUGCGUACUGUCAGUUCAGACUUCAAUGACAACCCCUAUUUAUAAGAACAAUACAUCGUUCACACCUCCAGCUCUACACCCCCUGCUUUUCUGUAUAAAUUGUGUAUAUCGUUGCACCUUCAGACCCCCGAGAGGAUAUAACGCCUCCCACCUCACUGCCCCCCCACUAUUCAGUGCACACAACGAGGAGUAAACCAAUGGUAGCCACGUCAGGCACAGGGUAUAAAGUGAUUAUUGCUGGAGUACUUUUGUCAUUUUAGUCCCAUUCGAAUCACUGAAAUGACAGAAUUUUAGCUGUAUGUCGAUUUGGACGGGACUAGGGG